Molecule: messenger RNA, 1566 nt
Organism: Rangifer tarandus platyrhynchus (Svalbard reindeer)
Lineage: Eukaryota; Metazoa; Chordata; Mammalia; Artiodactyla; Cervidae
Source: the annotation of a GenBank genome assembly
AUGCAGCGAGGGUGCUUGAGUGCAUCCCAGCCGUCGGGCCAUCCCUCCGAGGACACCACCCUCAUCCGUCAGAUCUUCGGCGGGACUUGCAGCUCUCAGAUCCAGUGUGUCCACUGCCUCGGUGUCUCAGACACGUUCGACCCUUAUCUGGACAUCAGCCUGGAUACCACCGCGGCUCAGAGUGUGGAGCAAGCUCUGAGAGAGCUGGUGAAGCCCGAGAAGCUGGACGUUGAAAAUGCCUAUGACUGUGGCGUUUGUCUCCGGAAAGUGCCUGCCACCAAGAGGUUGACUUUGCACAGGACGUCCCAGGUCCUGGUGCUGGUGCUGAAGCGGUUCACACAGGUGAGCGGGGCCAAAAGGGCUCAGGAAGUGCGCUAUCCCCAGUGCCUCGACCUGCAGCCCUUCACGUCUGAGCGGAAAGCAGGGCCACUGGGCUACGUGCUCUAUGCCGUGCUGGUGCACUCUGGGUGGAGUGGUGAGCGAGGACAUUACUUUUCUUUCGUGCGAGCGGGCAACGGCCAGUGUUAUAAGAUGGGCGAUGCCAAGGUGACGGCCUGUGAUGAGAGUGCUGCCCUGAGCCAGGGCGCCUACAUCCUCUUCUACUCCCGGGAGGGUGCGUGGCAAGGGGGUGCUGGGGGAGGGUCUGCGGCCCCCCUCACGCCUGACCCCACACACCCCGGGGAACCUGACCCUGCCGGCCCCGGGGAGCCUGUGGGCGAAGCCAGCGGCAGAGCUCCUGGGACACAGGUGUCCCCGGGGGCCACAGAGGUCGAAGGAAUCAGCUUAGAGCAGUGGAGACGCCUAAAAGAGCACAACCGGCCGAAGACGGCCUCCGACCUCUGGAAGAUCCAGUCGGCCCUGCCUGCCGGCCCAGUCGUGAUUCACCAGUCCAAACACGGAGCAGGGAGAAACGGCAAGCUGCCCGAAGCGGAGCAUGACCGGCUCGACCGUUCCAGCAUGCACAGCCCGCCUCCGGGCCCAAUGAGCGUUGGCAACGGCCCUUGUGCCAGCGGGAGGGCCCGAGCGACCAAGAGGAAAAACAAGAAGCCGCGGCCAUCUCUGGGGCUGUGGCGGCUCUCGAAAAUGCCCCAAGCAUUGAGCAGGGUCCGCGCAGAAGAUGGGCGACCAGGCUCUACGGGUGGAAUGUCCUUGGGAGCCAUUGGGAAAGUGCUACUUGGGAAAGGGACCUCCGGAAGGAAUGACGCGGGGGAUCUGUUCGUCACCGGCGGGACACGCGUGCGCAGAGUUGCCUGGGGCUCCUUUUCUGGUGCAAGGAGGCUGGCGCCUGGCCACCAAGUCGCCCUGAGCUGGAGGGGGCCGUGGGGGGUCGGGGCUGGGCUUCAGAAUCUGGGGAACACCUGCUACGUGAAUGCAGUGCUGCACUGUCUGAGCCACACGCCACCCCUGGCCCGCUGGAAUGUGUCCCAGCAGCACGCCACCCUCUAUCCGGCCCGAACCUCCUGCACGCUCUGUGCUGGGCGAGCUCACGUGACCCGAACCCUCCUUCACCCGGGAGAGGUGAUCCGGCCCCGCAAGGACCUGCCGGCGGGCUUCCACAGACACUAG